UUGUGUCAAUAGAAACUGCGUAGUGAUAAAAUAUAUUGUGAAAUAACUUGUUAAUAAAUAUGCGGCUUAAAUACUCUAAAACUAUUUUAGAAGCACAAGACACGGAGAGUCCUAUAGCUGAUAUCUGCUGGUCUCCGAACAACGUGAAGCUAGCUGUAGCAACAUGUGACCGAUUGGUGCUGCUUUUCGACCGGGAGGGCACUCGACGAGAUAAAUUCGCCACCAAACCCGCUGACGCCGCUGCAGGGAAGAAGUCUUAUGUUAUAACAAGUAUUGCAUUCAGCGAAAAUUCAGAACUACUUGGGGUAGCCCAGAGCGAUAACAUGGUGUUUGUAUACCGCGUGGGAGCUGACUGGAGCGGCAAGAAAGUCAUCUGCAACAAGUUUCCAUUAACUGGGACACCUAUGGCCCUGGUCUCGGCGGACAACGGCUUUUUUACUGGGACCAGCGAUGGGAAGAUAAGGACUCUAGACUGUAAGAGCAAUAAGAGCAGUAGUAUGUGGACUGGGGGCGCUUGCUGCGUGUCGCUGGCGCGCGGGGGCGAAGGCACUCUGGCUUCGGGCCACGUCGACGGGACGCUCUACCUUAACGGACGGUUGUUGCUGCGAUAUGCUCUGCCACCCACUGCCCUGGUCUUGCUGCCUCCUUACCUGAUAGUGGGGUCUUGUGACGGGCGCGUAUCCGUGUAUGAAGCACAGCGUGGUGCUCUACUACGCAGUUUGGAGCCUCAGCUGCCGCCUGAUCGUAGAGAUCUCAUCUCAGCAGCGCCCAGUCCUUCUGGACAGACUGUAGCAUUCGGAGUGUUCGACGGCUGUCUAGUAGGGGAAGUAAAGGAUUCCGGAGGGGUAGAGCUUACAAUGUUGAACAUCCCCAACCUCUAUGCGGCGCGUGCGCUCGCUUGGAGCGGCGAUGGCACAAAACUGGCGAUAGCUUCACAAACCGGUGCUGUUAUACAACUUGAAGCUGUGUUAAGACGUUGGGUGUGGCGCGACAGUGUGUCGGUGCAGCACGUGAGCGCGCGGCAGCUGGUGCUGUCGCGCGUGGCGCACGACGCGCCGCCGCUCACCGUCACCACCAAGCACGCGCCUGAUAUAUUCAACGUGCGGUUUAUUGGAAACGACUGGUACGCAGUAUGUCGUACUAGUUGCACGUUGAUAUUAUGUGACAUCGCAAGGGGAUUGACUAGUGAGAUUGCUUGGUCGGGUGGUGGAGAAAGAGUGUAUGCGGCAGUGGGAGGUGCCUGUCUACUGCAUCGGGCCGGCGAACUAAGUGUUGUUGAAUAUGGUCUCGACAAAGUGCUGCAUACUGUUCGUACUGAGCGAGUGAACCCUCACGUGCUGAGCGUGCGUAUAAACGAAGGCGCGACGGGCGCGGAGGCGGGCGACCGCAAGCACCUCGCCUACCUGCUCGACCGACAGACCAUUGCCGUCGUUGAUCUUACCACUGGAAUCCAGUUAGGUCAAUGGUGGCAUGAGGCGCGCGUGGACUGGCUAGAACUGAACGAAAGCGGACAACUGUUACUAUUAAGAGAUACCAGGCGAAGACUUGCCUUACUUAAGUUAAAUACUGGUGACAAGGAAAUCAUAGCAAGCGGUGUUUCAUUCGUGCAAUGGAUUGAGAAUAGUGAUGCUGUUGUCGCUCAAACACCGACCCAUUUGCUCGUAUGGUAUAGUGCAUGGGACCCGGGCAGCGUAGAGAUGGCGGAAUGCGGCGGCGCGGUCGCCGUCGAAGUGAUCUCGCGACGCGUCAUACUUGACGGAGGACUAUUACCAUAUUUACAGUUGGACGAACAUCGACUGGCUUUUAAUAAUGCGCUUCGGAGCGGUGAUCUAGCUGGGUGUGCUAGAUAUUUGGACGGUGUUGGUAGUAAUGCAGAUGUUGCGCCUUUGUGGAGGCAACUCGCUGAACGUGCUCUAGCCGAUGAUGAUGUACAGUUGGCUGCUAAAUGCUACCGAGAAGUUGAUGACGUAGCGCGCACAUUUUAUCUAGAGAAGACCGUUGAAUUGGCUGCUGCCGAAGGCGAUGGUGAUGUCAGUGUUGGUUUAAACAAUGCCACAGUAAGAGCUCGUUUGGCUAUAUUCAACGGUGACUUAUCAGCCGCUGAGGAGUGCUAUGUCAGGCGGGCAGGUAGACCGGACCUAGCAGUGGACAUGUAUAAGCAGUUCAAUAAGUGGACCGAUGCGAUUGCUCUGGCUGAGAGAACUGAUCGGGCAUCUGUGGCUACGUUGAAACAACAGCAUAUGGAUUAUUUGACUUCUACUGGUCGUCUAGGCGAGGCCGGUGCAGUAUUAGCAGCAUCAGGCGACGUGCAAGGCGCAGUGAAGCUGUGGCUGCGAGGCGGCCGCUCGCGACGCGCUGCGGCGCUACUACUGCAGCAUCCACAGCUGCUCAGAGAUACUGAUCUCGUUGAUGCUGUUCAUACACAGCUUAUUCAGGAAGAAUGGUGGGAGACGGCAGGUGAAAUAUCGGAGCGCAGAGGCGAUACCCGUGCGGCAGUGGAAUACUACGCCAAAGGAAAUAACUAUGCCAGAGCUGUUCAGUUGGCUAGAGAGUCAUGUCCAGGCGAGGUGACGCGUUUAGAAGGCAUGUGGGGCUCGUGGCUGGUGUCAUCGCGUCAAGCGGGAGCGGCGGUACCACAUCUCAUUGAGGCGGGAGAAUCUAGGGCUGCACUCGAUGCUGCGCUAGCCGCCCAUCAUUAUAGGAAGGCCUUGCAGAUUAUGCAGGCUAUAGACGACAAGGAGUCUAUCAGAGAGCAGUGCGAGCGACUUGGUGAUCAUUUUAUUUCUACUCGUGAAUGGGAGACAGCAGAGCGUGUGCUUACCUCAUGCGGUAUGGCAGAGCGUUGCGUCCGCGCAUACAACACCGCGGGGAAAGUGGCCGACGGCUUACAGCUCGCCGCCGCACAACUUACUGAGGAACAAACGAGAGAUAUUUACAUACCACUAGCGCAACAGUUGAGGCAAGACGGACAACUGCGCAAGGCUGAACAGAUUUAUAUAGGACUUGGAGAGCCAGAUGAGGCCAUUUCUAUGUAUAAGGAAGCAUCUCAAUACGAAGCAAUGUUACGGCUGGUGGCAGCUCACCGCAGCUCGCUGCUAGAAGCCACGCGUCGCCACAUCGCGCAGGCUCUGCAUGCCUCCGGAGACCUACGUGCCGCUGAGAAUUAUUACAUACAGGCUGGUGAGUGGAAGAGCGCGAUACAGAUGUACCGGUCGGCGGGGCAGUGGGAGGGCGCCGAGAGAGUUGCUCGCGCGCAUGCUCCCAGCGCUGUGCAGCAACAGGUGGCGUUACAAUGGGCGGGUGCCCUUGGCGGCGCCCCGGCAGCGCGGCUGCUGGCGGCGCGGGGCCUGGCCGCGCUCGGGGCACGGUGGGCACUGCAAGCACAGAGAUGGGACAUAGCAAUGGAGCUAUGCAGCCUGGGAGGCGGUAUGACUCGUAGUGAAGUAGCUCGUGCUGAAGCCGCGUCAUUGGCUGACGAUCGGCCGGAUGAAGCCGAGGCCGCGUUCCUGCGAGCCGGCGCGGCUGAUCACGCGGUCCGCAUGUGGCUGCAGCACGGGAAACAUCAGAGGGCACUGGCUUUGGCUGAACAACAUGCCCCCACUCUGGUUGAAGAGGUGUUGGUCGAAGGAGCAAGGGCGGCUGCUGAACGAGGAGAUCUGGUGCAGUUUGAAACGCUUAUGAUAAGAGCUAAUAGACCACGUGAAGUUGUGCAGCACUACAAAGACCUAGAGUUAUGGGACGAAGCUGCUCGCGUAUCCAGGGAAUACGUCCCAGAGAGCGCUGGAGAGGAGGGUGAGGCGGUUCCGAGCGAAGUGCCCGCUUUGCUCGCGCGAGCUGCCGAGCACGCGGAGAGUGCCGACUGGGCUCGGGCUGUCAGGCUGCUGGGAGCCGCCAGUGCCGCUGCCGCCGCCACUGCCCCGCGCUUGGCUGAGCGAGCCGCCCUCAGGGCUGCCAGGCUUGCGAGGGACCAUCUACAGGGAGCUCAGAGACGGGCUGCUGCUGAUAUGUUAGCCGAACGAUUUGCUGCAAUCGGUCAAAAUGAUAUCGGUGAUCAACUUCGAGCUGCUCUCACUGAAGGUUACGAGACGGAUAAUGAAGCACCAGGACCAUCAACGGAAUACGAAGAAGAGGAAGAAGAACAGGAGGCUCCUCGCGAGGUAGAAUCAGAGGCUGAGGCAGAGACCGAGGCGCUAGAGCGGCUGGCUCGAGGCGGGCACUGGCAGCGCUGCCUCGCUCACGCCGGCCGACGAGCACCGCACUACGCACUCAGAUAUGCCGCACAUCUGUUCAAAGCUCACCCGCGCAUGGAAGGUAUCGACAUUGACAGUGAAGAGCCUCCAGAAGUUCUAACGCAAGUCCUAGACGUGUUGCGUCAAUACCUCGGCAGUGACGAACCGGGAAUCGAAUCUCUGACCGGCAGCGACGCGCCUUUAGCCAGGGCGGUGUGCAGUGAGCUGUUAGUCAGAGUAUCUACUGCACCUAAGUCAGUGUCGGCCUUGAAGGAUGCAGCUACAGUUAUGGUGGCUGCCAGUGCUGAGGAUAGAGUUCUACAGGCAAUUACUUUAUUGAUUGCACUUCACGUGCCUCAGAUAGCCGGUAAGGCAGCGAGAGCACUGCCACGGUAUACAGACAUCAUUGUAGCAGAUGUGGCAUAUUACGCAUGCGGUAUGGCAGUGAGAGCAGAAGGACCAAGCGGGGCUCGCGAGGCGUUUGUUUUACUCAACCGCUGUCUCGACUUAGCUGAGGCAGCUGAUGAUGACUCCGCACACCUGCUUGAUUAUACUGAUUUUGAGUGCACGGACUGGAGUCGAACCCCUCUACUGUUAGACAGCGGGUGCGUUCGCGGCGCUGCACUGGAGGACGCUCGUGAAUGGGUGCUCGCCGUCUCUAUGGACCAAGCUGUUGAACAGACUCUGCCUGUGGACGGUCGAGACAUGUACGCGUCCAAUGUUGGCGAGACGGAACCGUGCUGUGUGGUCACCGGUUAUCCAUUAGGCUCCAGGCUCGUCACUUUUACUAACGGUCGUUGUGCUAACCGCGAGUGGUGGUCGCGGGUGGUAAGUUCGGCCCGAAGCGGCGGGGCUGCGGCGGCUUUGCUACAGCACGUCGAGUCCUGGUGCGGCCCAGCUGAUUACCACCAUGUUUAGAAAAUAACAUAUUAGUUUAAAAAUAUCUUUAGUUACGCGGUCCGCUUGAAGCAGUCAGGGGCGACAGCUUUAACUUCAGCUGUCGACUGCACAGUGAACUGCAGAGUUCUUUGGAUGCACAUACACGAACCGCUCGAGGAAUUGCAACUGAUUCGGGCGGUUGACAGCUUGAAGCUGUCGCCCCUGACUGCUUCAAGCGAUCCGUGUAUUGCCGGCCUUAGACUAUCUGUUACCAGUCGCGGGCUGUUAGAUAUGAUGGAUCAUUAGAGCCAUAAAAGUGUGCGUGUAAGAAACCUUUAUUUUCGCUUUAAUGUGUAUUUUUUUGGUUGUAUUAUAUUUCUGGACUCAAUAAAGUGUUGUCACGAUAAA
Molecule: messenger RNA, 5516 nt
Organism: Helicoverpa zea (corn earworm)
Lineage: Eukaryota; Metazoa; Arthropoda; Insecta; Lepidoptera; Noctuidae
Gene: Oseg2
Product: intraflagellar transport protein 172 homolog
Exons: 35
Coding region: 60-5147 (1695 amino acids)
Biological process (GO): intraciliary transport
Cellular component (GO): ciliary basal body; axoneme; intraciliary transport particle B
Molecular function (GO): protein binding
Source: RefSeq, a predicted model, not a curated record